Molecule: messenger RNA, 2368 nt
Organism: Hypanus sabinus (Atlantic stingray)
Lineage: Eukaryota; Metazoa; Chordata; Chondrichthyes; Myliobatiformes; Dasyatidae
Product: mucin-15-like
Exons: 4
Coding region: 137-1399 (420 amino acids)
Source: RefSeq, a predicted model, not a curated record
UGCAUAUGCAGUUGUGCUCUCCUGAACUACACAGGACAUAACUAACCUGGGAGACACCAACAACUCCUACAGUUUAUUCCCUCUGAAUCACAUCGGCUGAAAGAAGGAUUCAAUUCAGCAGAUAUUUAUCAAAGGAAUGAACACAAUGGAAUUGCUUCUGAGAGUUUUAAUAUCCUCUUGUCUAACUUGCCAACUAUGGACAAUUGGAAGUUCAGAAUCUACAACUGAAAAUAGUACAACAGUUUCAAAGAUAACUUCUUCUGUCACUGACACAUCAGUAAUUACCACUGUCAGUACAAUUUCUGUAGAAUCAACCAAUAACAAUCCCACCAUUACUACUUUCACAACAGAUGUGACCACACCUAUGGAAAGCACUAAUACCCCACACACUACAUCAGUGAAAAGCACCCCUUUACCUAUAACUACAGAAACAAGUCAACCCACUGUAAGCAAUGGCACUACUGAAGCAGUAGAAACUACCAGCAAUCCUAAUAUGACCAUGGCAACUCCUAAUGUGACAACUGGAAAUUCUAGUAUGACAAUAAUAAGUCCCAGUGUGACACCAGAAAAUUCUAAUGGGACAACGGCAAAUUCCAAUGGGACAACGGCAAAUUCUAAUGGGACAACAGCAAAUUCCAAUGGGACAACAGCAAAUUCCAAUGGGACAACAGCAAAUUCCAAUGGGACAACGGCAAAUUCCAAUGGGACAACGGCAAAUUCCAAUGGGACAACGGCAAAUCCUUUUGAGACAACGGCAAAACCCAAUGGGACAACAGCAAAUCCUAAUGAGACAACUGUAAAUCCUAUUGAGACAACAGCACGUCCUAAUAUGACAUCUAAUACCACAGGAUAUACUGUUACAACUGUUACAGAUUCUGGAUCAACAACAUCCAGCAAUACUUCAACAACUGUCCCAGAUAUGGACACUGGUACAACUCCAACAACUGUACGCUCAUCUACUGACAGUACGACAAUCAGUACUACAAAAACAACCAUCAAUGAUUUCACUAUUACGACAAUCAAUACAACCAAUGAAACAACUAACAAUGGGAAAGAUGCAUCUCCUACUGAGAAGAAAGAUCAAGGAGGUGUGGUGAUUGGGGCAAUACUUGGCACCAUCUUGGGUCUCACCCUGGUCUUGCUUGUUGCUUACGUGUUGUGUACGCGCAGAAAGUCAGACAACAUCAGUCAUCGCAGACUGUACGAUACCUUCCCUAAUGACCCAGUCCUUCGUCUGAACACAGACGACACUGUGGAUUUAAGGUAUCAAGAUGGAGCAGUGUACUACAACCCCACUGCCAUGAACGACCCAUCCCCUUACAGCGGACAAUCAGAGGGCAAUGUUAACUAUGCCAUACAGAUGGAUGACUUACCGCCUUCGUACGGAAAUGUCGCAUAAACUAAAUCACAAGACAAACAUCUUAGACGGAUACAAGUGAAAACCACAGGAGAGAAUAUACAGAUCCUUUUGCUAUUGUCAGUAGUAACAUCAAAUAGGUUCCGUCUGAAAGAAUGGGUAGUUUAUACAGAUAAACAAACAACAAAUUUGGAACUGUACUCACCCCAAAGAGCCAUGAAAAUGGCAAAGAAAACUGUGCCUCCAUUAUCAAACAAAUGCGUUACCUGGAGGAAGAGAAAGGAAAGAAAUCCUAAUUACCUUGUUAUAGAAAAUGAUCCUCAAUCAAAAUACAAUCCAUAGAGAAUUACAUUGGAAUUUCACACACAUUCUACAUGUAGAGAAUGGAUUUUUCUCUAAUUGAGAGAACUUUUAAUAAAUUAGACCUCAGUGUUUUACUUGCACAUGUUGGCAUAGUUGACAGAGUUACAUACAAGUUCUUAAUAGUAAAUAGAAUUUAAGUUUCAUGAGAAGAUGUGUGUUUUUAUAUCAAUGUUUGUUCAAUGAUAAAAUUCCUUGUUUGCUACCAGUGCUGAACAUAAUUAUAAUGAACAGCAGAAAUGUGCUUGUACUGUGUGGCAUAGCAGUCAGCAUUUUAGAAAAGACACGGGUGAUUCGGUAUGUACAUCGGUUUUAUGAAUGAUCCAUGUUGCCACGUUUUGGGAGAAGUUACAUUUUGUCUUUCCAUAAGGAUUUUAUAUGGUAUAAUGGAAAUAUUUCAUUUAACAUUCUUAUCUUUUGAAUCUCUGAAUCUCAAGUGCAGUGAUCUUUAAUGCUAUCAUCUUGAAACUAUUGCCUCCGUUUCAAAACAUUAAGGUAUCCCUGCAAAAAUAUUUUGUAUAAAAGAAGUUUUGACUGUGAGCAGUAGAAACUAAUUUGAUACUACCUUGCCAAGGUAUACUUAACUCUUUGAAUAAAUGCCACUAAUUAUUCUUGUAACACACUGAUGUUAUUCCUUUGGAAUAUACAUAA